AUGAUUGUCCCAACCUGGGCUUCUGUGUUGACAGCAGCCGCAAUUACUCCCACACUCAUCUCUGCCGUACCUCAUGGAUCGCAUCCUCCACAGACAAACCAUGGCAUUGCUGCUGACGACUUCGUCUCGGUUGAUGGUUUUAAGCUUAAAGAUCGCCAGGGUACCGUCUACCUCACCGGACUCAAUUACUGGUCUUGCAUGAACUUGGCUGCCGACGACCAUGUGGGAGGCAAUCACUCUCGCUUCAUCACCGAGCUGGAUCAGAUGAAAGCUCAUGGCGUUAACCAUCUUCGUAUCAUGGCAUCCUCGGAAGGCGCCCCCACACACCAGCCCUUCAGAAUGUAUCCUGCUUUGAUGGAAGCGCCUGGUGCUUAUAACGAAGCCAUCUUUGUAGGCUUGGAUCGUUGCUUGAGCGAGAUGAGCAAGCGAGGUAUGAGAGCAACCAUGACUCUUGCAAACACAUGGCAGUGGAGUGGAGGCUAUGGUCAAUACGUUUCGUGGGCGACAAACAACAGUCAAAUCCCCUAUCCUUCGUCGUGGAACCUGACGGCUCCCCCUCAGCGCUCGGAACCUGGAACCGGAUGGGGCAACUACACGGUGGAAGGUGUGGAUGCGGCACCGUACAGUAACUUCACCGCCUACGCAAAUCAGUUUUACACCAAUCCACAAUGUCAGGAGUGGUAUCACGCACACAUCUCCAAAGUCCUGAACCGUAAGAACUCAAUCAACGGCCGCGUAUACAAAGAUGACGCUACUGUCAUGACAUGGCAAUUAGCGAAUGAACCCCAACCCGCCGUCGUCCCAACCGAAUACCUUGGCCCUUACUCUCUCGAGCUGCCCGCCGCACCAGAAGACCCCAUCAUACCCUGGGUCAAGAACAGCAGCGCUUACAUCAAGUCUCUCGCCCCUAACCAACUCGUCAACGUCGGUUUUGAAGGCAAGCAAGGAAAAUGGUACUACCAAGCCGUCCACAACUUUUCCACCGUCGAUUACGGCACCACCCACUGCUGGGUCCAAAAUUGGGGCGUGUACGAUAUGCUAAACUCAUCCUCUGCAAACCUCGAAGCUGCAAAGGACUUCGCCACUGCAUUUGUGGCAAACUCCAGUGAGUGGAGUAAGGAGAUCGAUAAACCAGUUUUCUUGGAGGAGUUUGGAAUGGCCAGAAACAACUGGGAGAAUGUGGGCAAAGAGUAUUUGUAUCUGAGCUCUGCAGGAACCAGCAACAAGGACGAGUACUUUANNACGUAA
This is a messenger RNA of Aureobasidium vineae, 1248 nucleotides long. The record is from the annotation of a GenBank genome assembly. NCBI's taxonomy places the organism in Eukaryota, Fungi, Ascomycota, Dothideomycetes, Dothideales, Saccotheciaceae.